Messenger RNA from Exserohilum turcica Et28A, 300 nucleotides. RefSeq lists its product as uncharacterized. Bases 1 to 300 code for a protein of 99 amino acids. Lineage: Eukaryota; Fungi; Ascomycota; Dothideomycetes; Pleosporales; Pleosporaceae. The record is from RefSeq and is a predicted model, not a curated record. The transcript has a single exon.
AUGGCAAUGCAGCGUUCCCGCAUCCAAGUCACUUGGCCCGAGGUUGGAGAAAGAUUCGAAGCUACCUGCAUGUCCUCGAUUCCCAAUCGUAACGGUGAAGACAUCGGCAGAGGCGUUGUCGCGUUCGUUGUCAAUCCUGGACUCACCAGAUGGGGAAAUUCAAAUGGACAACAUUUUGAAGAGUAUCAUGAGAUUGAGCCGUCUCUGGUGCAACUUGAGCCUGCGCCGACCCAGCGUAAAGCUCCUGGCGGCCAUGUCAGUAUCAAGCGAGAACCGGAAAACACUUCUUGCAAUAUUUGA